AUGCAAGUGCUUUUAUUGGAGAAAAUUGUUCAGAAUCGAAUGGACCUGAUGAUUGAAGACGAAUACGUUGGCCCUCCAGCAGUUCGGAUGCUCGACGAAAUCCUCGACGAGGCCAUUCUCCAGAUGAAUGCCCAUGAGUUCGACGAAGACGAUGACGAGUUCGAAGACGACCAGAUGGAAGUCGAGAUCAUCGAAGAAGUCUUCUACCAAGAGCCAAGAGAUUCUCCGCCUUCUUUGUACACUCUAGCGAUUCGGAAACACCUCGACCAGGGCCUUACAAAGAUUGACACCAUUACUGCGGUCAUGAAAUCGAUGCCCACGAAAGUAGUUGGCGACAUUUUGGAUGAAGCGCGAAAAUCAUGCGUUUGCUCUCACGAUGGAAUUCGUAUUGGGAGCAGCAGAACGGACCUUCCCGGUGCAACAAGUACUUUCACAUUUUAUUCAUACGCCGCGUUUACCCAAAAAGACAUCUUUCAACGCCUCCUGAGAGAAUACGAUCGUUUCAAGCUUCAUACGAUCGUUCAGGAGUUCUUCAAUGCAUACAUCUUCUUUUCCAGAGUCGAUUUUUUGAUCACCAAAUCAGUUGUCGAAACUGGCUGUAGAAAUGGUAUCCCACCGAGGGACCAAGAACACCUUCGAUAUAUCUUGGAUGUGGCUGAUUUUAUGGCUGAAGCAGGGUGGUACAGACAGUCGGCAAUGCUGUUAAAUGAAAUUCUCAUGCGUCUUCCCCAAAGUAAAGGUCUCAGCGUCGUAGUCAAAUGUCUCAGAACGAUGACCGACUCCGUCCAUCAUCUCUGGGUUCGGGUUCAAAACCGACUCGUUUACUCCUACGUCAUGGAGGGAGACAUAAAAGAAGCCAAAACAAUGCUCUCACUUAUCGUCUUGGCAAGAAACUUUCCGGCUGAUCUGCGCGCUGAAUACUAUGGGAAUAUCUCUGGGAUUUUCUACGCCGAGGGAAACUUUCAACAAGCCCUGAAGUUCGCCAUCACUGCAUUCUGCGUAGCACAUAUUGGAGAAGGCUCAGUCUCAAGACGGACAUACAUCGAAGUUUUGCGAUACCUGUCGCGUUCCCUUGCUGUCACUAGAAAUUUUUCCAAAGCGCUUGUUUUCUCGCGAUUAUGCCUCUAUCAUGCGGCCCAGUUCGAGCAUAAAUUUGCUGAUGCUUUGCUGAAUCAUGCUUAUUGCUUGAUGCAGGACGAUAGAAAUCAUGAAGCAAAUUUGUUUUAUCAAAAAGCAAAAGUUCUUCGGGAAAGACAGUUUGGCCGUUAUAACAGUGUCCAGUUAGCAUCAGUUUAUGAAGAUCUAAGCUACUCCUGUUAUGUAAAGAAAUACCGCGUUGGCAACUUCAUUGAAGCAAGACAUUACAUACGAAAAUCGAUGUCGAUCUAUCAAGACAUCUUGCCUAAAGAUCACUUGCAACUCAGCUCGGCGAAGCGAGUUCUAGCGCUUAUCAUCGAAGAAGAAGCUCUCGAUAUUCCCGUCCUUCAUCACCUGCAGAUCGAAGAGCAAAAAUUGAAAAUCUUGAAAACAGAAAGGCUUGAGGAAGCGCAUAAACUUCAAAAGGAGAGUUUAGAAGUUGCUAGGAGGACUUUCGGGGAAUACUCUGUCCUAACCGCCAAGCAUCUUGGGAAUCUCGGCCGUCUCUACCAAUCGAUGAAGCAUUUCGAAGACGCAGAAUCUCUUCAUAAGAAAGCGAUAGAAAUCAAAACCAAGAUCCUUGGCGAUGAUGAUCCGGAAGUAGCUGUCAGUCUUGGCCACCUCGCAUCGCUGUAUAACUAUGACAUGAAGAAAUACAAAAUGGCGGAAAAACUUUAUCUCAAGGGAAUAGAAAUUUGCAAGAAACACCAUGGCGGGCUGUACUCUGGUCUUGAGUACGAUUAUACAGGUUUGAUAAAUGUGUAUCUUAACCUCGGCGACGAAGAGAAACACCAACAGUAUGUCUUUCUUCUUGGAGAUUGGAAGGAUCAGCGCCGUGAAGCCGCAAACCGUCCGAAUUCCUCAAGAAGUCACGAUGAAUUCGAUCCUAAUAUGAGUUUUGAAUCUAUGUUCGAACUCAUCAAACCAAUCGCAGCGGAGUAUAAAAUUUACUUCUCGGGGUGA
This is a messenger RNA of Oikopleura dioica, 2100 nucleotides long. NCBI's taxonomy places the organism in Eukaryota, Metazoa, Chordata, Appendicularia, Copelata, Oikopleuridae. The record is from the annotation of a GenBank genome assembly.